GUCUCCCUCUCCGCGAUGGCCUCGGCACUGAGCUAUGUCUCCAAGUUCAAGUCCUUCGUGAUCUUGUUCGUCACCCCGAUUCUGCUGCUGCCACUCAUCAUUCUGAUGCCCGCCAAGUUUGUCAGGUGUGCCUACGUCAUCGUCCUCAUGGCCAUUUACUGGUGCACAGAAGUCAUCCCUCUGGCUGUCACCGCCCUCAUGCCUGCUUUGCUUUUCCCGCUCUUCAAGAUUCUGGACUCCAAGCAGGUGUGCGUCCAGUACAUGAAGGACACCAACAUGCUGUUCCUGGGUGGCCUCAUGGUGGCUGUGGCCGUGGAGCACUGGAACCUGCACAAGAGGGUUGCCCUGCGCACGCUGCUCUGGGUGGGAGCCAAGCCUGCACAGCUGAUGCUGGGCUUUAUGGGCGUCACGGCCUUUCUCUCCAUGUGGAUCAGCAACACGGCCACCACGGCCAUGAUGGUGCCCAUUGUGGAGGCCGUGCUGCAGCAGAUGGAGGCCACGAGUGCAGCCACCGAGGCCAACCUUGGGGCCCUGGAGCUGGCAGACAAGGGCAAGGCCGGCGAGCUGCCAGGGAACCAAGCGAAUUUUGAAGGUCCCUCCAUGAGGCAGCGGGAGGUCAACAGGAAGAACGUAUGCAAGGCCAUGACCCUGUGCGUGUGCUACGCGGCCAGCAUCGGAGGCACUGCCACCCUGACCGGGACGGGACCCAAUGUCGUGCUCCUGGGCCAGAUGCAAGAGCUGUUUCCUGACAGCAGAGACGUCGUGAACUUCGCCUCCUGGUUUGGAUUUGCCUUCCCCAACAUGCUUAUCAUGCUGCUGCUCUCCUGGCUGUGGCUCCGGUUUCUCUACAUGAGAUUCAAUAUUAAAGAGUCCUGGGGCUGCGGGCUGGAGAGGAAGAGUGAGGAGAAGGUUGCCCAAGAGGUGCUGUGGGCAGAGUACAGGAAGCUGGGGCCCCUCUCCUUCGCUGAGGUCAACGUCCUGCUCUGCUUCUUCCUGAUGGUCGGUCUGUGGUUCUCCCGGGACCCCGGCUUCAUGCCCGGCUGGCUGUCGAUCGCCUGGGUGGAGGGCGAGACAAAGUACGCCUCCGAUGCCACCGUGGCCAUCUUUGUGGCCAUGCUGCUAUUCAUUAUGCCUUCUCAGAAGCCCAAGUUCAACUUCUGCAGCCAGACUGAGGAAGAAAGGAAAACUCCAUUUUAUCCGCCUCCACUGCUGAAUUGGAAGGUGGCCCAGGAGAAAGUACCCUGGGGCAUCGUGCUGCUCCUGGGGGGCGGCUUUGCUCUGGCUAAAGGAUGCGAGGCCUCGGGGUUGUCAGAAUGGAUGGGGAAGCAGAUGCAGCCCCUGCACACUGUGUCCCCAGCAGCCAUCACCUUGAUCUUAUCCAUACUCAUUGCUGUGCUCACUGAGUGCACAAGCAACGUGGCUACCACCACCCUGUUCCUGCCCAUCUUCGCCUCCAUGUCUCGUUCCAUUGGCCUCAAUCCGCUGUACGUCAUGAUCCCCUGUACCCUGACUUCAUCCUUUGCCUUCAUGUUGCCUGUGGCCACCCCACCUAACGCCAUCGUGUUUUCCUAUGGACACCUCAAGGUUUCUGACAUGAUGAAAACAGGACUGAUCAUGAACAUCAUUGGGAUCACCUGUGUAUUACUGGCCAUCAACACCUGGGGACGGGUCAUAUUUGACUUGGACAGUUUCCCUGACUGGGCUAAUGUGACCGCACAUUGAGACUUAAGAAGAGCCGCACGACCACACCCACGGCCCCUGCCCUCCUGAGCACUCCCGAACCUUCCAGUACAACUUGUAGCAGAGCUUUGGGGUUCAUACCCCAAGGUGACCCCAUGAUGCC
This is a messenger RNA of Hippopotamus amphibius kiboko, 1843 nucleotides long. RefSeq names its product solute carrier family 13 member 5 (gene SLC13A5). Gene Ontology annotation, cellular component: membrane. Lineage: Eukaryota; Metazoa; Chordata; Mammalia; Artiodactyla; Hippopotamidae. The record is from RefSeq and is a predicted model, not a curated record. The transcript has 12 exons. Gene Ontology annotation, biological process: citrate transport; monoatomic anion transmembrane transport. The coding region runs from base 16 to 1722 and encodes 568 amino acids. Gene Ontology annotation, molecular function: citrate transmembrane transporter activity; sodium:dicarboxylate symporter activity; succinate transmembrane transporter activity.